Molecule: messenger RNA, 2410 nt
Organism: Acanthaster planci (crown-of-thorns starfish)
Lineage: Eukaryota; Metazoa; Echinodermata; Asteroidea; Valvatida; Acanthasteridae
Biological process (GO): mRNA 3'-end processing by stem-loop binding and cleavage
Cellular component (GO): U7 snRNP
Molecular function (GO): U7 snRNA binding
Source: RefSeq, a predicted model, not a curated record
CGCCCAUGAGAGUUGAAAACAUGUCUGAUCCAAACAGUGAGGAUGAAUCGGGUGAAACAAACCUCUUAUCCCCAAAUUUUAACCCUCUGAAAGCUUUGUACUCAUCCGGAGUGCAACUGCCUUUCCCUGGUGCGACAAUUUUCAACAACUUGUUCGAGUAUGAACGGAUUACAGCCGCGCGUAAUCGCGGCGACUGCAGCUAUGUCAGUGCCAGCAGUCAUGGCAGUAGUGCCGAUGGCAACAGUGGUAGGAGUUUACCGUCUUCACAAGGGAAGGAACGAACAGUACAAGAAUCAUAUCAAACGGGCAGCAUAUCAAGAACGCGCAGGCAGAAAGAGCAAGUCCCCCUGGGAAGAGGUUUUAGAGCCACACAAGAAAUGCUCAUUGACACUGCCAAAAAUAAACCACGUACUUUUAGGAAUGUGCUCACACGAAUGUCAGAAUAUUCCUCUGGGCCUCUGUCCAUGCUGUAUCGUUGCAUGAAUGAGCGCUGUAAGGUGCGCGUGUGCACCAGGUCAUUCAAGGGACUGCGCAGUAUCUGCACCGGCUACUUGGUCACUUUCGACAAGUUCUUCAACAUGGCUCUGACAGAUGUGGACGAGGUGUGGAGACGGCUUUCUACGGGCCAACGAUUCUACCAUGAGGAGACAGUCACUUUCUCCAAGAUUAUGGACUGUUCCAGGACACUGGAGUCUGCAGAUUCAGGACAAAUGGAUAAAUCAGGAACAAAGGAAACAAAAGAGAUAGCCCAGCUGAAAGAAGCAGGAACCAGUUCCCAAAAGAAACCUCAGACAUCUGAACACCUUUAUCAGGACAAGCACACAAAAGAUUCCUCGUCAGUACUUGAACGUGAAGACAGAAGACACUCUGCAAAAGAUGUACCUUCAGAAUCUCAUCAGGAGGAUGGACGCCGUUCCGAGAAAAGCAAACACAGAGGUUUGCGGCAGCAUAGACAGAAAGAGGAGAGGCCAUCCAAGACUAGAGAGGGGAAGGAAAGGCAGAAAUCGUCACACAGGAAUUCACCAGGGACCAAAGAGCGAACUAAAAAAUCAUCCCCGGAGCCAGACAAAGGAAGAAGUGACGAUGAAGACAUUGAAGAUUUGCAGCAACGUCUCGCUGCCCUGCAGAGAGAAUUGACGUCACUGUCUGCAGAUGACGAGAAGGCAGGUGACACAGGAAUCUCAGAACACCUGGCGGCAGUGCACGACUUCGGUUCCUCUUCUGAAGUUAAAACAGAGGGGAGUGCUCAACUCAAAGAGGUAGAUGAAGUAAGAGGAGUGAUAAGAACUACAAGAAGAGAUAGCAGAUCACAAGACAGGAUUUCCCAGCAUCCUGAGCAGGUUAGAACAUCAGCUGAGGGGCCAAAAGAGGUUCAAGGUCAAGAGUCAGGUCAAAGAGCCAAAGGUGACAGGAAAGACAACUUCAACUUGGCUGGUGAAACCAGAGAUCAACCAAGUCACUCUACCAGCACUGACACGAAUUCAAAGGUCAAACCUAUUGAAAAAAAAGACAGUGCUGCUGUUGGGGUUAAGAUUAAGAAGGGUCGACUUCAGAUAAAAGCUGAGGAGUUCCAAAGGCGGCACGUUAAUCAGCUCUUCAUCAGGGGUGACAACGUGGUGUUAGUUUCUGUUGAUAGCAUUUUACUGCCAAAGUAGGACACUUAUCUCACGGAUGGAUGAAGAACAUGUCAUUUGUUUUUUUUAUUUCAAUUUUACACAGCUACAAAGAAUAUGAAGCUCUUUUGAUUUUAAAGUCUGUUACGGAAAAGAUUCCACGGAAUUGAAUAUUAAAUUUAAGAGUUAAAAUCAAAACCAAAUUCUUCAACUGUUGGAAAACCAUUUUAUUUCCAGUUGAACAAAUGUAAUCAAGUUACACAUGAUCCAAAGCCAGUAAUUAUUUCAGAGUCUCAGUUUUGUAUGACGAACUACAUGCAGUUCAGCUACUGCUUACGUUAUUCCUUCAUUAACUUGAAACUGAAAGCAUUUUUCUAUUUUAAAAAUUAUCAAAAUCUGUCUGUAAAAUCUAUUAAACUAUCCAAACCAGUUACAGGCUAAUAUUAAUAAGAAAUGAAAUUUCUGAUGGAAAAUCACUUAGAAUGCAACCAUUCUACGGGUAAUACCUACAAGCAGCUUGGCUUCAACCAUAAUCUGCCAAAAUUUCAGUCCAUUACUAUGCACACAUCCCGUCUUUACACACAACCUUUGGCUUUUCACAACAUAUACAAAAACAAGAAUCACUCUAAAGAGCUGAUUCAAGAAAAUAUGCAAAUAUUUGGCUAAUAAAUGCUGCUUUAACCUAUGCAUUUACAAAUGUUUAUUGCAAACAAGGUGCUUAGUACUUUCAAAGUCAUCUUUCAUAUUUUUGUAUGACACAACCAAAUGUUUUUGUAGAAUAAAAACAGAUAAAUCGA